Helianthus annuus (common sunflower) is the source of this 1822-nucleotide messenger RNA. Its product is annotated as pollen-specific leucine-rich repeat extensin-like protein 3. Lineage: Eukaryota; Viridiplantae; Streptophyta; Magnoliopsida; Asterales; Asteraceae. The coding region runs from base 8 to 1582 and encodes 524 amino acids. Gene Ontology annotation, molecular function: protein binding. The record is from RefSeq and is a predicted model, not a curated record. The transcript has a single exon.
UUCCAACAUGAAAGCCUUAUGCUGCUUUCUUUUCCUAUCUGUUUUCUCCAUAAUCUCGUCCCGUUCGUUAAACAACGCCUUCGCAGCUGCCAUUACACGUCGUCACCUAGGCCAGAUAAAAGAAGCCGACCCUCAAACCCCUGAUAUUUUUGAAAUCCGUGUUGAUGUACGUUUACAUUUUCCUAAUUUUAGGCUUAAAAAGGCCUACUAUGCCCUCCAAGAAUGGAAAAAGCUAAUAUUUUCGGACCCGGGAAACAUGAUAAAAAACUGGGAUGGCGUAGAUGUGUGCUCAUAUAACGGUGUGUUUUGCGCGAAAGCACCCGACGAUCCCAAUCUGAUGACAGUUGCUGGAAUCGAUCUAAACCAUGGCGAUAUCGCAGGCCAACUCGUCCCCCAUCUUGGUCUAUUAACCGAUCUUAGCAUAUUUCAUAUCAAUUCUAAUAGAUUUUGCGGGAUUAUCCCAGACAGCUUCUCAAAGCUUACAAUCCUUGAUGAAUUGGACUUAAGUAAUAACCGAUUCGUGGGCCCGUUUCCUAACGUUUUCUUGGAGAUGCCUAAACUCAAGUAUCUAGACAUUAGAUACAAUAAUUUCGAAGGAGAGAUACCAGCUCAACUAUUUGAUCUAGAUCUUGAUGCAAUUUUCUUGAAUAAUAAUCGGUUUAGUUCAGAUAUCCCCGAAAACAUGGGGAAAUCGAAUGCGUCGGUGAUCGUGAUGGCGGAUAAUGAGAUUAAAGGAUGCAUUCCUCAUAGCAUUGGUCAAAUGGCUAUGUUAGACGAGGCUAUUUUUGCCAACAAUCAACUCACGGGUUGUCUGCCGGAGGAACUAGGGUUGCUUGAGCAUACAACGGUUUUGGAUUUGAGUGGAAAUAAAUUUGUGGGGUCAAUUCCACAAGCUUUUGAGAAUCUAAAGUGCCUUGAGAUGAUAGAUAUCGGACACAAUGAGUUGAUCGGUACAGUAGUUGAGGCUAUUUGUACAUUGCCAAAACUGAAGAAUUUUACGUUUUCUCAUAAUUAUUUUAACGGGUUGGAAAAGAAAUGUGAGAAACCGGUAAAACCGGAGGUAGUUUUUGAUUACCGGGAGAAUUGUUUACCGGGGAAACCGGAUCAGAAAGAUGAGGAUAAGUGUUCACCGGUGGUGAACCGGCAGAUUGAUUGUGACUCGUACGGGUGUAAGACGGAGGGAGAGAGUGACGAAGAGGCUAAAAAGAGAAAACCACCAAAGAGGCCGAUACAUCCACCAGCACCAGCACCACCUCUUCCUAGUCCGCCUCCAACACCGGAGGUGCCCAAACCAUCCCCGGUUCCUUCACCGCCUCCCCCUCCAACACCAACACCUAAGCCUAAACCGCCGCCGCCGCUUCCAGAAUCACCUCCUCCUCCUAAACCGCCUUCGCCACCUCCACCACCGGUUCAACCACCUCCGCCGCCACCAGUCCACUCACCACCACCACCUACACACUCACCUCCGCCGCCACCAACACCACCACCACCAUCACCAAUACCCUUCGACGACAUUGUACUUCCCCCAGAAAUCGGUUUUCGCUACCCGUCACCACCGCCACCAAUGUUUCCAGGAUACUAAUGUUUAGAACGUUAGAAUUUGUGUACAUGUCGAACGUUAGUAUAAACUAACUUUGGUUAAGAUACUAACUAGAAACCAAUUCGAUCAUGUGGCCAUUUCCAGGCCAGCUCCAUUGACGCUCCAUUGAUGCAACCCAGUACACAAGAACAAGAUCGAGCUUCCCUUUUAUUUUUCUAGCUUUUUUUACCAAUUAGAUUUAGUGGUAAAUGUUAUGGUCGUUAACUUUAUAGACUUGUGUAA